GCUGGGGCUAAGGACAGGCGGAGGGAGCGGGAGCGCGAGGUAACCCCCCCGCCCGCUUCCCUCCUCGGCUUUGCUGAGGCCGGCAAGAAGCAACAGCAGCAGCAGCUGCUGCCCCUGCCGCCUGGUUGGCUUGCCGCUGCGCCGCGUGCUCGAGCCGGAGGCUGCUUUGCGAGCGCCCCGCCGCCCCGCUCCAGCCAAAGGAGCCGGCGCUGGGCUCGCAGCAGCCGAGGCAGCCCUGGCUCUCGGGGGAGCGACCCUGUGCAUGCUGCCACACGCAUGUGCGGGCGAAGGCUCCGGGAUCGGAGCCGCUGCCUCGGCGGGCAUGAAAUGUGCGCUCCUCGGGCUGGCGAAAUCGCCCAGCAAGAAAGGCGCCGCUGAAUGGCCGAGGGGGGAGCGGGAGGAAGAAGGCGAGGAAGAGCCGGCCGGAGCCAGGAGCCCCAGCCGCUGCUUGCCCAGCAUGCUGAGGAAGGUGGAAAGACAUGAUAUGAAUACCCUCAGCCUGCCCCUUAAUAUUCGCCGGGGAGGUUCGGACACCAACCUCAACUUUGAUGUACCUGAUGGUGUGUUUGAGUUUCACAAAGUAAAACUCAGUGCAGACAGUUUGAAGCAAAAGAUUCUGAAAGUUACGGAGCAGAUCAAAAUAGAACAAACAGCUCGGGAUGGGAAUGUGGCAGAGUAUUUGAAGCUCGUGAACAGUGCGGACAAACAACAAGCGGGUCGAAUUAAACAAGUAUUUGAAAAGAAGAAUCAAAAGUCUGCCCAUUCCAUAGCCCAGUUGCAGAAGAAAUUGGAACAAUAUCACAGAAAGCUCAAAGAGAUAGAACAAAACGGUUCCUCCAAAAGUACCAAGGAUACUUCCAAAGACAGCCUGAAGGAAAUCCAACAUUCCCUGAAAGAUGCCCAUGGGAAAUCUCGUACUACUGGCCAGAGCAAUGAGAGCAGCAAAACAGGUGUUCCAGGAGUCUCCUUGACACCACCAGUGUUUGUUUUCAGCAAAUCCAGAGAGUUUGCAAACCUGAUCCGGAAUAAAUUUGGUAGUGCUGACAAUAUUGCUCACUUAAAGAGCAGCCUGGAUGAUUUUAGGCCGGAAACUACUUCCAGGGCCUACGGCGGAAGUGCUACUAUAGUGGCCAAGCCAAAAUACACCAGUGAUGAUGAGUGCUCAAGUGCAACAUCUGGCUCUGCGGACAGCAAUGGAAACCAGUCCUUUGGCCGUGGUAGAACAAAUGCUCUGGAAAGCCAUGGGAAACUAUCAAUUCUCUUUGAGGGACUGCGGGAAAUAAAGGAAGCACAAUCCCAGUUGGCAGAUGACAUUGAGAAUUUAAAAGUACAAUUCAAAAGAGAGUAUGGCUUUAUUUCUCAAACACUGCAGGAGGAAAGGUACAGGUAUGAGCGAUUGGAAGACCAGCUGAAUGAUCUAACAGACCUCCACCAGCAUGAGACAGCCAACUUGAAGCAAGAACUUGCUAGUAUUGAAGAAAAGGUGGCGUAUCAGGCCUAUGAACGGUCGCGAGAUGUUCAGGAAGCUUUGGAAUCUUGCCAAACACGGGUCUCUAAGCUGGAGAUUCAUCAGCAAGAACAGCAAGCCCUGCAGUCAGAAACCGUUAAUGCCAAAGUCUUGCUGGGGAAAUGUAUAAACGUAGUCUUGGCCUUCAUGACCGUAAUCCUAGUGUGCGUCUCCACCAUAGCCAAGUUUAUAGCUCCUAUGAUGAGAAGCCGUUUUCAUAUCAUUUGCACCUUCUUCGCAGUAACUCUUCUUGCAAUUUUAUGCAAAAACUGGGAUCACAUUGUCUGUGCCAUAGAAAAGAUGAUCAUACCAAGAUGAAUCCACGAUGCCCAGAGCAUUUUUGUUUUUAAAAGAAGAAAUACUUCUAAACAAACUACCAAAUCUUUAAUUUUGCAGUUUACCUGUGCAGACUAAAUGAAGACUUUUCUAUUGGGUAUUAAAAUGUGAUGGUGAUAACUCCUGGCAGUGUAUUUCACCUCAUCAGUCACCUUAUAUGAAAUGAGGUGAAUCUGUUAUAGACUAAUUACUUGUGUAAAUCUUUCUGCCUUAAUCUAAUCUACUUUUUCUACGCUGCAGAAAUCCUGAACAGUCAAGUCUUGAAUACAUGAUCUUAACUAGACUGGGGUUUAGGAGAAGUAUAGUAUAAAUAAGAAACAGCAAUCCUAGUUGGGAGGUUGCAUAUUCAUGAACAGUCACCUGCAUCAUUCCACUUUACAUAGUCGCUACUGUUCCCUUAUGAAGCAUAUGCAAACAAUAAGCUGAGAUUUACACACCUUGGAGAAGUGCACAUUUUUGGCAUCUCCUGAAGACAGAUAUUUAUAAGGUAGAAACUGUGAUGGAGUUUGUUAUCUCUCUUGCCUGCUGCUGACAUUGGCCCAAUAGUCAAAGAGGAUUCUUACUUAAACCUUGCCCCCAAAUUGGUUUUGCCUUACAGUUUAGUUUAUAUUAAAUAUUAUAUUCCAUUCCACUUCUGUUUCAUGAUCUUAAAUAUAUAUGCAUAGCUGUCCCAACUGUUGAAUAAAUGAGGAUUUGCCAAUCAUGUGGUCCAAACAUGGGUAUUUAUCUCUUUUUGAUAAAUCUAUGUUGUCUAAUGGGAACUACUUUUUGGCUGAAAUGCAGUGAUAGGAGUCACUCAUCACAUCCCUUUAGAAACCUGCAGCUGUCUAGUGACUGAUGUUGCCAUGAGCAAAUAAGAACAAUAGCAUGCAGUCCAAACAGUAUAAUCUUUUCGGCUUUUGUUUUCAUUUUUGUUGUCCUUGGUUGUUGUUGGGUUUUUUUUUUUACUUUUGACCACUAAAAUACAUUGUCUGAUGUAUUUCUCUGGUGAUAAUUUGUGAUGCUCUCCCAACAUCUAGCUAUAGCAGGGCAGUAUUCUCAAAUCAAUGUCUUUAGCCUAAAAUAAUACCGCAAUCACUGUGAAGUUUGUAUUGAAAUAAAACUUCAUGUAUGAAAAUACUUGUAUAAGAUAUGUGAAUAAAUAUGGUUAGGAAGUGAAAAGGUGAGAAAUACAUUAGUGGUGCUUUUUUUGUUUGUUUAAAAAACGAUGAAAAGGCAUCUGCCAAUUUAAUUAUCAGCACUGGUUGCAGAAGAAUGUUGUAACAGUAAUUUGCUUGAAUUCUAAUGAAUUACCCUGUUGCACAUGUCCCAUUAAUUUUAAUGGGGUUCACACUAGAGAAUGAUGAAACUGUUAAGUUUCAGUUUCUCAUGAGUUUCACAUUUUUAUAAUUUUAAGUUUAGUUUACCACAUUUCUGCAUCCAUUUGCUAUUUUAUGUUUUGGUUAUGCAUUUUACAGUAAUGUACAUUUCCCCCUAAUAUAUGCAUUUUUGUACACAUCUUUGGGUUGGAGAACUGCGUCAUGAAAAUUAACAGAACUGUGAAUCUUGAAAGCUACCUGUAUUUAAAUUCACGUACAUUGUUUCAGGAAGUGUGAAUAAGGUAUGUUCACAUUGGGCUCUUCCAUACAGUAGUUUAAUAGGAACAGUAAGUUUUUCUGUACUUUCAUUAAUUGUCCAUUGUCCAUAUGAUGUUCUCCUCCAAAUCACUGACCUCCCUCAGUUUGGAUUCUUUCAUACAAGGGAUGCUCCAAAAGGAGAGGGCGUGAGAAAAUCUGGAGGAGGAUAGAAUGUGACUUGGAAGAGAAUGCCAUGUGGACAAUGGAGAAUUAAUGGAGGUACAGGUAGGUUACUGUUGACAUUAAACAACGGCAUGGAGAAGUCCAUUAAGAUGUGAACCAAACCAGAUUUCUCCCUCAUCUCUACCUCACACAGGAGAAACUGUGCUCCAAGGGCACUUCCAGAUGCAGGCAUCUGCCUAUGAAUGUAAUUGUGUAGAAGACUAGCACUGUGCGGUUGCCAGCCUGCUAUAGUAAGAAUCCUGCCUGUCAUGGAAGGAUCAGGGCUAGUGUUUACUUAGCAGUUUUAGUGCUAGGAAAGUAAUAGUGGCAGCACUUGCGAGAAUUGUAUUUUGUUGAACAGUGAAGGCUUAGUAAAGGCUGUGCAGUUCUCCUGAGAAAAGCCCAGAGUUUGGAAAGCCCCCUUGAGGCUUGGCAUGAUUUCAGGAGCUAAUUUGCUAACGAUGUAAAUACUGGUAAAGUUUGCACUUUAAAAAUGGUUUAAAAAAUCAAUAUGUGCAAUGUUUUGUUUUCGUGUGUUUUUUUAAAAAAACAAACAAAUGUGGAACUGAACUUGCUGACGACAAAGACUAAGACAUCUGUCUAUAUAUACAGCAUUGCUAACUAUAUCGAGAAGAAGAAGACAAUGGAGACAACAGGCAUAUAUUAUUUUUAAAGUCCUUUAUUUUUCUAUUAAUUCCCCAAUAUUCCCUUAUUGUUGCAUUAAAAUCUCUAAUUUGAGGGAGGAAGAGUGUGGGUGAGUGUACUGGGUCUAUCCCCCUCCAAUGUCAGAGCCUGUGGAGGUAUUGACCUCCAUGCCACAGAGGGAAGAACUUCUCAAGUGAAGAGUCUGGUCUUACACAUGUAAACUCCCUGCAUGGGAUGUUGGUGGUUCCCACAAGGAGCUUCACCCAAUAAAAGAGGUCCCUCUGCAGAUGUUUGCCUUCCCAAUACAUGGAAACAGUGUUGAAAGUGCAAUUUAUGGAAUAGGGCCUACAGGCUUGCUCCCCUUCUCCCCCUCAUACAAUUCAAGUAUGAGACAGAAUACCCAAAUAAACUGAAUUCUUUGCAAAAGAUCCCAAAGUACCCCUAAUUUUUUUUUGGGGGGGGGGAAUAGGAGACUAAACUGGGUGCCUUAAUCUACAUCAUAUCCUCUAAAAUGUUCAGGA
Molecule: messenger RNA, 4787 nt
Organism: Podarcis raffonei (Aeolian wall lizard)
Lineage: Eukaryota; Metazoa; Chordata; Lepidosauria; Squamata; Lacertidae
Gene: TMCC3
Product: transmembrane and coiled-coil domain family 3
Exons: 4
Coding region: 263-1825 (520 amino acids)
Cellular component (GO): endomembrane system
Source: RefSeq, a predicted model, not a curated record